Molecule: messenger RNA, 354 nt
Organism: Vicia faba (fava bean)
Lineage: Eukaryota; Viridiplantae; Streptophyta; Magnoliopsida; Fabales; Fabaceae
Source: the annotation of a GenBank genome assembly
AUGCACAAACGACGUUACAGACUGACGUCACAGCACCUCCGACUUCAGCCCCAAUUGGACUCUCGUCCGCCAAUCCAAUCCAAGCAUCCAUUUUCGAUCACUUCAUCUUCAUUCACAACAUCACAUCCCUCUGACGUCCCGUCAAAACGCGAAUUCGACGAAACCGCAUCUGUCACUUUCGCACCACCAGCUCUGGUAAAAUCGCGUCCUCAAACAGACUCCCAACCAUCCACCUGCUCCAGAACUACCAACGCGCAACCAGCUCCCUCUGUCACGCAGAAGAACACUACGCCAGAAAAGCUUCGACUAACAACCGCAUCUCCUACGAAGCCGAAGCUCAAACCCGACGACUAG